Messenger RNA from Adineta steineri, 981 nucleotides. The record is from the annotation of a GenBank genome assembly. NCBI's taxonomy places the organism in Eukaryota, Metazoa, Rotifera, Eurotatoria, Adinetida, Adinetidae.
AUGGUAACUGAAUUUGAAUUAAAUGGCUGGUGUUUCGUCUAUUUACCUGCAGAACUCAUUCCAGACUCAAACAUGAUCGAUGAAAUAUCGAAUUUUUUUACGACUAAUACGGGAACAAAAAUAUACUCACAACCAUCCGCAGUCUAUGGCUUUACGAAACUUAAGCACAAAGAAGGAAUUAAAUUGUUAACUGGAAGUCAUUUUGGUAGAUUGGCAAAUAGAGGAUUGGUGCCAAGUACACUCGUUCAACCGUUGAACUAUCUUGCUCAAGCAUUAGAUGCAGUAACAAAAUGUUUAAUCGCAAUUCUUGAUCAGUAUGAAGUAUUUCAACAACAACCGUCUUUGCUAUCUCUUAAUGAACAUGCUGAUCUUCCAUUUCAAGAUGAACAUUUUGGUAUGCUCGAUGUUGUAAAAUAUUUCAACGAUAAGAAUGGUUUUCAACCACCUGAAAAUGGAGAAACAACUGAAGAAGUCAACUGUGUUCCACAUUAUGAUCCAGGACUACUUUCCAUUAGUAUAUUAUCGACUUGCGAAGGACUACAGUUGAAAAAUUUAACAAAUAAUGAAUGGAUUGAUGGACCUUUAGAACCGAAUAUAGGUGUUAUUUGGUUGGGAGAGGCAGCAUCUCUAGCGACACAAAAUCGUCUGAAACCUGGUAUUCAUCGAGUCAUUUAUCCACAUGAACCAAAAUGUCGAUUGACAAUUUGGUAUGAAUUAUGUACGACUGAACAGUUGAGAAAUAUAAGUGGCAAACAGAAAAACGCACAAAUGCGCGAAGGAUUCGUUAACUUUGAAAAUCUUCCUGGAUCAGCUCCAAUAGCUGUUUUACCUGGCGAAAGCAAAUUGGAUUUUUUGAAAAGAAUUGAAAGGGGACGUGGGCUAUCUUUGACUAAAACAGGUCGGAUAAGCUAUACACUGGAGAAGCAUACUAUUUCAUUUCCAACAAACGAUAGUUCAACAACUGAAAAAACAAUAUUUUGA